CUCUCACAUGUCUUACUAUGGUCCGUGACGUUAUAGAUAAAUCGCUCAGUAUAAGGUCAUCAUCCUGUCACCCUGCUACUUUCCUAUGACCUAUGACUUUGUUGCACUGCUAUGGAACUUAAAUCUCUACCGACACCACGGACGGCCAAAAUACUAUUAGACUAGCUCAAGCGCUGGCUUAAUUACUUGCUUCUCUAGUCUCCCACCGCCCGCUUCCAUCUCCACCCAAGGGUUUGCCAAUUCUAAGAACCGAGUCUCCUAACGAAAAUGGCCGGUUUCGCCAAGACCCUCAUCGUAGCAAUCGUCGUCUGCAUCGUCGUGGUGGUGAUAGUGACCGGCCUUUUAAUCUACAUCGCACUCAACUGGUCCAAGAUACUACGCCGUGUCACUCCCGACCGUUGGGCAUCUCCGCCGAGCGAGAAAUCUACCUGGCCGGAGCCGAGACCAUCCGGCGAAUUCGUCCCUUCGCCUAUUUCGUCUACGAGAUCGUCGAGAUUUAGUGCCGAUCCGAUGAUGACCAAAUUUACGGAAGGUCAGGGCGAAUCUAUAACGCCGCCUCCCAAUGUGAAAGCCUAAAGAAGAGGGAUACAUCAUUCCCUCUCUUCCGAUAUGAGAACCUCAGGGACACCGGUGCCAUCAACUUCAGCAUAUCCAUGACGUAGUACGACAUAGUGAUAACGGACCAUUCAUUCGACGAAGCCAUCGGCGGCCCUAACUAACCUCCACAACGAGAACGUUUAGGUAACGGGGCGGGCCGACAACGCGAUACGAAGGUUUAACCACAGCGGUU
Molecule: messenger RNA, 790 nt
Organism: Annulohypoxylon maeteangense
Lineage: Eukaryota; Fungi; Ascomycota; Sordariomycetes; Xylariales; Hypoxylaceae
Exons: 2
Coding region: 268-576 (102 amino acids)
Source: RefSeq, a predicted model, not a curated record